AUGACGGUGCCUACCUCAAUUCUUUACGCUCUCACAACAUAUAGGACGACCGUGAAACGGCGGUGCAUCCGAGCCGGGACCCGCCUCUACCCUUCAAGUUCCGGACCGAUAACGUACUUGGCGAAACUUUGCAAGCCCAUCAGCACCCAUGUCAUACCUGCAGCCAAUCUCAGAGUCACCCCAGGUGAAGUUCCAGUCCCAAAACUACCUCAUCAUUCUUUGAAGAGGGCCGAUGGAGAUAUCAAGAAGCUGGGACUUGAAUUAAUCGUCAUAGAUGAGAUAUGGUCAUACGGGUCAGUGCGACACGGGGACCAGACAGAAUCUCAGUGCAGGACACUCCUUCAGAGGUUGCUUGGACUUGCGGGAUCACACACAAUUCCCGGUUGUGGCUACCUUGGUAGGGCUCCUGACAUGCUUCAGCUCUAUGUUGAUUUUGGACUGCACGAGGAUGGAAGCGGCCAUAUUGGAUUAAAACACCUUCCGUCCACGAGGCGCUCAUCCUUGCCGACCCGGGAGCCAGCCACGAAACUUGAUGGAAAGGCUCGAACAUCGAGUUGCUUUGAAUUAUUCCUAGGAUUCGCUGCUAGAAUAUUCAAGGCCGGAAGGUACAUCAUUACCUUACGGAACGUCAUUUGA
Molecule: messenger RNA, 636 nt
Organism: Suillus discolor
Lineage: Eukaryota; Fungi; Basidiomycota; Agaricomycetes; Boletales; Suillaceae
Exons: 7
Coding region: 1-636 (211 amino acids)
Source: RefSeq, a predicted model, not a curated record